Molecule: messenger RNA, 1035 nt
Organism: Culex pipiens pallens (northern house mosquito)
Lineage: Eukaryota; Metazoa; Arthropoda; Insecta; Diptera; Culicidae
Product: odorant receptor 49b-like
Exons: 5
Coding region: 1-993 (330 amino acids)
Biological process (GO): detection of chemical stimulus involved in sensory perception of smell; sensory perception of smell
Cellular component (GO): plasma membrane
Molecular function (GO): olfactory receptor activity; odorant binding
Source: RefSeq, a predicted model, not a curated record
AUGGUGCCACUUCAUCAGUUUGUUCCUCAGUCAGCCAUGAAGUUUUUCGAGCUACAGAAGCCAACGGCUGUGACUCCCUUUUUGCUGGAAUUUCUCACGAUUCUUGGCAUGCGAGGAGGAACAGGUCACACCAGGUCGCUUCGUUUCGUGUGCCUCCUACUGGCGGGAUGGAUUUUACUGGGGAUUCCAAAGGCCUACUUUGGGUUUGGUGAUCAGCUGGAUCUGAACAUUCGAGGAUACUCGGAACUGCUUUUUUUGUUCAACAUCGACUCGAAGGCGAUCAUAUUUUAUAUGAAUAGGGCAAAAUUGGAAGAGCUCGUUAAACAAAAUGGCAUCAACGUCGAGGAAGACAUUCGUCUCUAUUUCAUCCAUGCAAUGCUAAUAGCUCCCGUUCACGUGAUUCUGGGGCUUAAGUUGGCCGCCACCGAUAUUACAAUUUUCUGUGGUAUCAAGAGCAUUGGUUCGAUUUUUCGGCUGGUUUCUACAAGACUAAGUCAUCUCCAUGACUUUAAGAAUGUCGAUGAGCUUCGGAAGGAACUGAAAGAAGUGGUUGAUAUUCAUAACGAUGCUUUAAGGUGCGUCAAAAUUUUGGAGAGUAUUUCCAGCAUAGGAGUGAUGUUACAAUUGAUGAACACUGUUAUCGUCUGGGUUGCAAUGGUCUUUUGUGUCAGUUAUAGUCCAAAUAUGAACGCUUUAAAUCUACUUGUACUGCUUAUCCUUAUAACAUCUCAAACCUUUUUGCUAUGUCAAUACGGAAACGAGCUUACCGAAGAGAGUUUUGCCGUCGCAACUGAGGCCUACAAUGCUCAGUGGACUGAGCUGCCCGUAGAUGUCCAGAAAGGUGUUGGCUUGAUUCUGCAACGAGCUCAAAAAUGGGAAGGCAUCACGGCGGCACGGUUCUACCAAGUGAAUGUCGAACGGUUUGGAGCAAUGGUUCAAACGUCCUACUCGAUUUACGUGGUGCUGAAAGAUCGACUGGCCAGCAAAGCUUAGGAUGAUUGUAUUUCUUUGUUUCAAUCGAAAAGGAUUAUUUGA